Molecule: messenger RNA, 2006 nt
Organism: Zingiber officinale
Lineage: Eukaryota; Viridiplantae; Streptophyta; Magnoliopsida; Zingiberales; Zingiberaceae
Product: long chain base biosynthesis protein 2d
Exons: 12
Coding region: 320-1789 (489 amino acids)
Biological process (GO): sphingosine biosynthetic process; ceramide biosynthetic process
Cellular component (GO): serine palmitoyltransferase complex
Molecular function (GO): serine C-palmitoyltransferase activity; pyridoxal phosphate binding
Source: RefSeq, a predicted model, not a curated record
CUAGAGCCUAGAAGAAGGAAAAGGUCGCUUUCCACCCGGUAAAACUUAUCGCCCUCCCCUCUCGUUGUUUCCGCCGCCAUGUUGGUCGGAAGACCCCAAAUUCUGCCGUCAAGGCUCAGCCCGUCUCCUAGACGGCGCCAUUGAGGGCCAUUUCUGCUCGAUUUAAUCCCUGAUCCCCAUCUUCUCUUCUCUCUCCAUCUGCAUUUCCGCUCCCUGCCUCGUUUUCUCUAAUCCAUCUCAUCUGGAUCUUUGUCUCCUUUCGUCUUUGUGAGAUUGCGAACGGUUGUCGAGGGCGGGGAACGACGCGGCUGGGCGGAAGAUGGUGAGGUUGCCCUAUGUGACCGCGCUCACAACGCUGUUCAGUUAUGGCCUCCUCUUCGCGUUCGGCCAGCUUAGGGAUUUUUUCAGGAGGAUCAUCGAUUGGUUCAAAUCCAGCUCCAAGGAUCUCAAGGGCUAUGCGCCGAUCUGCUUAGGUCUGGAAGACUUUUACACCCGCCGUCUCUAUCUCCGCAUUCAGGAUUGCUUUAGUCGACCAAUUGCAAGUGCACCAGAUGCAUGGUUUGAUGUGGUGGAACGCUACUCUAAGGAUAAUAACAAGACAUUGCACCGAACUGCAAAGACUAGCAAGUGCCUUAAUCUGGGAUCAUACAACUACCUUGGUUUUGCAGCUGCUGAUGAAUACUGCACACCCCGUGUUAUUAAAUCUUUAAAGAAAUAUUCUCCCAGUACCUGCAGUAUCCGUGUUGAUGGUGGCACAACUGACUUGCACAAUGAGCUGGAGUUACUAGUUGCAAGGUUUGUGGGAAAACCAGCAGCCAUAACUUUCGGCAUGGGCUACGUGACAAACUCUGCCAUUAUUCCAGUUCUGAUAGGGAAGGGAGGACUCAUCAUUAGUGAUUCUUUGAAUCAUAAUUCAAUUGUAAAUGGUGCUCGAGGAUCAGGUGCAGCAGUCCGUGUCUUCCAGCACAACAAUGCUGCACACUUGGAAGAGGUAUUGAGAGAACAGAUAGCUGAGGGGCAACCUCGAACUCACAGGCCCUGGAAGAAGAUUAUUGUAAUUGUUGAGGGCAUAUACAGCAUGGAAGGAGAACUUUGCCAGCUUCCUGAGAUUAUAGCUGUUUGCAAGAAAUAUAAGGUUUAUACCUACUUGGAUGAGGCCCACAGUAUUGGUGCUGUUGGAAAAUCUGGCAAAGGAGUCUGUGAGCUCCUAGGUGUGGAUCCGGCUGAUGUAGACCUCAUGAUGGGCACAUUUACAAAAUCAUUUGGAUCUUGUGGAGGAUAUAUUGCAGCAUCCAAGGAAAUUGUUCAAUAUCUAAAGCAUGCAUGUCCAGCACAUCUAUAUGCAACUUCCAUGUCCCCACCUGCUGUGCAGCAAGUUAUUUCAGCAAUUAAAGUUAUUCUUGGAGAAGACGGAUCCAGUAGAGGGGCCCAAAAACUAGCACAGAUUCGGGAAAAUAGCAAUUUCUUCCGCUCUGAACUUAAGAAGAUGGGGUUUGAAGUUCUUGGUGACAAUGACUCUCCUGUUAUGCCAAUAAUGCUUUACAACCCAGCAAAGAUUCCAGCCUUCUCUAGGGAAUGUCUCAGGCAUAAUGUAGCUGUUGUUACUGUUGCUUUUCCAGCCACACCGCUUCUUCUAGCAAGGGCUCGAAUUUGCAUUUCGGCUGCUCAAUCUAGGGAGGACUUGGUUAAAGGGCUUGAGGUUAUCAGCAAGGUUGGUGAUCUUGUGGGCAUCAAGUACUUCCCUGCAGAACCACCUAAGCACGGGAAUCAAGCUCAUAAGGUGGAAUAGGGAACAAUUAUUCUAGGAAAGAUCAACAUAAAUUAAGGCAAAUCCAGCCAAUUGCAAAGGCAACUGUUUGUUAUCUUUCAAUCAAGUUUUACCAGACUGAAGGUUGUUCCUUAUCAGAAACUUGAUUCAGUCAGAUGGUAUUACUUAUUUGUCAUAUUUUUGCUAUGUACAGCUCUAUUAAGUUACGCUAGUCAAAAUGUUUUCUUGAUUUUGAGUA